UUCUACACUGCAUCCUCAGAGUUACCCAAACCAUCUUUGGGAGAUCUUUCUGACCUGAAAGCUUCUAGUCUUCGCCUUCGAAGGGAACGAACUCCCAAUGUGCUGUGCUUUGACUACAAAGAACUCUCGGACAUUGACUUUGUGAAGGUGGAGCUGGUGCCGGAGAAGAAGGGCAUCAUUCUCAAACAUGUGGAGUAUGAAGUCACCAGCCAGCGCCACAAGGCGACAGUACAGCGGAGGUACAAUGACUUUGUGGCCCUGCACGAGCUGCUCUCAAGUCGCUUCCCAUACCGACUUGUGCCCAGGCUGCCUCCGAAGAAGAUGGGAGCCUCAAGGGAGUUUAUUGAGCAGAGGAAAAAGUCUUUGAGAAGAUACCUCAAUAUUGUGGCCAGACACCCUCAGAUGUACGACGACAAACUAGUCAGAUAUUUCCUCACCUUCACAGGAAAUGAUGUCCAGCACAAGAUCAAGGAGCAGUUCAGGAACAUUCCAGAUGAGUUCAUGACAAGCGACAUGGCAAGCAAGGCAAAGGACUUGGUCCCCAUGGACACACAACAGCAGCUGUCCAACAGCAAAGAGCACAUCAAGAUUUUGUAUGAGAACGUGUCACGCAUGAAGGAGAUUGCUGAGCGUAUGGUGAUUCGCUCCACCACGUAUGCCACGGAUAUGCUGCAGCUGGGACGACAGUUCAGGACCUGUGUGACCGCCAUGAGAAGGGAGUCCUGCAUGAGCAUCAAAAGGCCAUACAAAAAAUGGGACAGUACAAGAAGCGGAUGUCUUCCUCCAUGCAGCGGCAGAGUUCUACAGAGCCUGGAGCUGUUGAACAGCUGGAACAACGAAUUCUGGAACAAGAGGGCCAGAUCGCCAACAUGGAGAACCGGAACUAUUACUCUCUGCACUGCCUCCAAAUGGAGACGCAGCUCAUCCACGCACAUCUGGACAUCUUUCACGAGAUUGUCACGUGCAUGGCUAAUGUGGAGGCAGCCACCAGUGCUGAUUUGUCCAAAGUGUGGACUGACAUGAAGCCAAGUAUUGCCAGCUUGUCCCCUCAGUCCCCACCCUCAUCGCCCACGCGACUCUCGCCCGUGGGCUCACCCAACAACAGUGUGAUGGGUAUCACCAUGUAGGACCUCGGUCGGACUUCUCGCUCUUAAACUGCAGCGGCACAGAUGGUGUUCGGCUGAACCGCAGUGCCGUCUGAUCAAAAGAUGUCUGAACUCGCGAUGUUCUUGCCAGUGUGAAAGAUUGGGACUGGUUUUGGCCCCAAAUAGUGUUGUGUGUCUAUUGUUAUGGGUUCUGUCCAAAUGUGUUCCCAUUCAUCGCUCUUGUUUGAUCAACUCUGUGCAUUAUGUGAGUUCGAACUAACUUUGUUGUGCGGGCAUUAUGCUGACCAGUUUUGUUACUAACUAUUGACCUUUCAUUGUUGCAGUUAUGUUGAGAGAGGGUGGGGUGCAGGAAUCGUUUACUCAUCAGAAUAUUUGAACUGCCUUUUAUUGAGUAAAAUAAACACUUAAAAGAUCAUAAUGGAGUUUGUGGAGGAGAAAUGGAAAAUUCCAUUCAUUAUAUGAUUAUAUGUUGUUUGCAUGCUAAGCCCUGUACAGCCUUUGUCCUCUUUAUUAUAUUUCACUGUGAGGCCAAUCAUUUUUUCACCACAACAAGUUUGUAUUUGCACCAAUGCCGGGCUUAUUAUGUUUUAGAUUUUCAUUUUUUUGCUUUUUGAAAAAAAAA
Aplysia californica (California sea hare) is the source of this 1728-nucleotide messenger RNA. Its product is annotated as sorting nexin-8. Gene Ontology annotation, molecular function: phosphatidylinositol binding. Gene Ontology annotation, biological process: retrograde transport, endosome to Golgi. Lineage: Eukaryota; Metazoa; Mollusca; Gastropoda; Aplysiida; Aplysiidae. The record is from RefSeq and is a predicted model, not a curated record.